AUGCGCGUUGUGGCACGUGGUGCGUUGGGACAUCCAGUGAUUUUCAUGUCCAUGCAACACCAGCCAUCAAAGUCAAACAGCACAAACGCAGCAGAGCACAUGGCCGCCGUGCUGGAGGCUGCAUGUGCAGCUGGCAGAGGAGCAUGGGGCUUUGAUGUGGUGUGUGACUGCCGUGGUUUCCAGCUCUCCAAGAAUCUAGAUCCGCGCCCUGCUGUGUCAGCUGUGGAGAUGUUGAAACAUGCUUAUCGCGGACGAAUGCGUCGUGCUUUUCUGGUUGGAGCUCCUGUGGCCUUUGGCGGCUUUUGGAAGCUUGUGAAAGGGCUGUUGCCAAAGCCAACGCAGGACAAGAUUCAGUUCAUCUCUGUUCAGGAGGCUUUUGGUGUGUUGCAGGGAUGCUGCGGAUCAGCAGCUUCGACAAUCGUAGUGGAGCUGUUGACUUCCCGCAAGGACAUCUUGAGGCAUAAGUUGGAUGUGCUUUGCUUGUCAGCAGAGAAGGCGGCUCUGAGUUCUGUUGGCGUCUUUGUGAGAAGCCUCAAGGGAUCUCCUUUGCUUUUCCCGGCGAUGCGGGAAGCAAGGCGCUCCGACCAAAUGAAGGAGAAUUUGCACGACGAGUACUGGGAGGGCGAUGUUAUCCUCAGCUUGUCGUGGCACGAUCCGCGAACUGCUGGAUUGGUCCCGCAGGAGCUGCACCAUCGCAUUUUAUCUGAAGAUCAGGCAAAGUCCCUGAUGUGGAUCCCAGAUGUAGUAGUGACGAAUGCCGAGAUUGAAGGGAAGCAGGUUGUCUCCACCUCCUUCUUCGUUGAUAGCAGUGGCAACGUGAACAAAACUCAGCGCGUCCUGGUGAAGAUCAAGGAGGAGUUCGACGGCAAAGAGUUCCCCUACGACAAACAAGCCUUGAAGAUUCUCCUGACUUCGGCGACCUACAUGGCUGAUGCCGUCCAACUGGUGCCAUGCAAGGACGCCAACUUUACAGAUGCUGGCCCUGCCCAGUUUGACAAGUCUGAUUGGACUUACCUGUGGAAUGAUCUUACGGCAUUUGUCGAGUCUUCUGGGCCCCUUCGAAAGAGCCGCGCGCAGUUUGUUGUCCACAUUGCUCGCGAUGCCACCCCGUAUUUGAGCGGCACCAUCUUUCCUGAAAUCAUGAUUGUGGUUCUUGGAUAUACUGUCUUCCUGUUCCCGGUCAAUCCGGGCUUUGCCAUGCCGCGCGUGUCAUCAGCUAUGAUUGCCUUUCUCUCGAUUUUAACAAUCAGCACUCGGACUUCGGCGAUGUUGCCAGAGGUUCGUCGUGGCAUUGUUUGGAUGGAGCUCUUCGAGAUUGUUUGCAAGAUGCUCUUGUUCACAACGAUUUUGCUCAACAUCCUGACGGAAAGAGUUUUCCAUACCUGGCAACAACCCGAGCUAGCUAACCGUCUCGUUUAUGAGCUCAGAGUGGGUUUCCCCAUCAUCGCGUUCCUUGCGUUGGCAUCAUGCUGGCUCGCAACAGGGCAGCAUCUGCAACUUUUUGCUGCUGUUCAGCGGGUGGCUCUGCUCAUGGCGGUGAUGACGUUCAUUGUGUCUGUGGUGCUCCGAGACAAAGGGCAUCCAGUGGAGAAGUGA
Molecule: messenger RNA, 1596 nt
Organism: Symbiodinium pilosum
Lineage: Eukaryota; Dinophyceae; Suessiales; Symbiodiniaceae
Source: the annotation of a GenBank genome assembly